CCAUCCCGUCCACGGCUUUUAUGUAUUAUAUGUUCCGGAAUUCUACACCGAAUCCCCACCCCCUUCUGGCCUCUUCCUCUGAGCCUCGGAAGCCCACCGUCUAAGCUGCGGUUGCAUCUUCCUGCGCCACGUCGCUCUCCUGAGCAGGCUCCAGUGAGACUGUAAGUCUACCAUGCUGCUAUUCCUUGCUUUUGCCUUUCUCAAUACACUGUUCUCCGUUCAAUCAGAGUCAAGCCAAGACUCUAAGGCCGUGGCUGCAGAUAACACCUGGAAUGUCGGCCUCAGGCUGUACCACUCCAUUAGGAAGAACAGCUCAUCCUCUGACCAGCAGAACGUCUUGUUCAGUCCUUUACUUGUAACUUUAUCUCUCAGCUCUCUGUCCACCGGGGCCAAAGGCACCACACAGCAACAAAUCCACAAGCUGCUUAGAACAAGUGAGAUGAAAGUGGACAAGGGCCAUGAGGUAAUGGCGGAGCUCCGGAGAUCAUUUCAUAGGUUGCAGAACAGCAGCUACUUUCUUCACAGUGGUAAUGCCCUCUUCAUUGCCAGCAGUGCAGCACACAGCUUUCUGCAAGGCAGUGGCCUGCAAGUUCACCACAGCAUGGACUUCACAGACAAAGGACAGGUGCUGCAAACCAUCAACAAGUGGGCCGAGAAGAGCACAGACAUGAAGGUGUCUGGUAUGGCUGGAGAUGUGACUGGAGGUGGAGCUGUGCUGGCAGAUGCAAUGCACUUCAAAGGUCUUUGGGACAGGGAGUUUGAGAGAGAUGGAUUAGACACCAGGACGUUUCUGGGCAGCCGCUACACUAAAGUGCGCAUGAUGCACCGGGCAGGCAUCUACAGGCACUUUGAAGACAUAGAAAAGAUGGUGCAAGUCUUAGAGAUGCCACUGGUGGACAACGGGGCCUCUAUCAUUUUCCUCAUGCCGUUACACGUCCAACCACUGAGCCGUCUUGAAUCCAUGCUGACCCAGAAUCAGAUCAACACAUGGUUGGGGAAGCUGAAAGAACAGACAGUGUCCAUCUCAUUACCCAUGGUGACUCUGAGGAGCACCUUUGAUAUGCAGAAAUAUCUGAAAGAUCUGGGGCUAACAGAUUCAGUGGAUGAGGAGAAAGCCGAUUUCUCUGGAAUCACCAGUGACGAGCAUCUGCACCUCGCCAAUUAUUUGCACGCUGCCACGCUAGAGCUGGACACACAAGGUGGAACCUCAGACAUUGAAGAAGAACUUCAAAAACCAAAGCUGUUCUAUGCAGACCACAGUUUCAUCUUUCUGGUCAGAGACAAUGAGACAAACUCGCUGCUGCUGAUCGGAGCUGCGGACAGUGCCGAUGGGGAUGCCUUACAUGACGAACUAUGAGCCAAUAUGUUGGCCUGUCACAACUGAAUGUUUUCUGUGCAUUAAAGAACCUGAAAGCUGUUUUUUCUUUUCUACCAUAAUUCCAGCAUUAAACUUCUGGUGAAUUUGUUAAAUUAUGUACAGAAAAUUCAAUUUAAAUAAAGUAAAAAUAUAAAGUUGCUAA
Erpetoichthys calabaricus (reedfish) is the source of this 1520-nucleotide messenger RNA. It is a transcript of the gene serpinh2, whose product is annotated as serine (or cysteine) peptidase inhibitor, clade H, member 2. The transcript is spliced from 5 exons. Gene Ontology annotation, molecular function: serine-type endopeptidase inhibitor activity. Bases 173 to 1357 code for a protein of 394 amino acids. The record is from RefSeq and is a predicted model, not a curated record. Lineage: Eukaryota; Metazoa; Chordata; Cladistia; Polypteriformes; Polypteridae. Gene Ontology annotation, biological process: negative regulation of endopeptidase activity; collagen fibril organization. Gene Ontology annotation, cellular component: endoplasmic reticulum.